Apis cerana (Asiatic honeybee) is the source of this 4937-nucleotide messenger RNA. RefSeq names its product tubulin alpha-1 chain. Lineage: Eukaryota; Metazoa; Arthropoda; Insecta; Hymenoptera; Apidae. Gene Ontology annotation, biological process: microtubule-based process. Gene Ontology annotation, molecular function: structural constituent of cytoskeleton; GTP binding. The record is from RefSeq and is a predicted model, not a curated record. Gene Ontology annotation, cellular component: microtubule.
UCAUUUUUAAUCGUUCAAAGAAACGUCUCAUCUUCUGUGUAAUCGUGUCGUGAAAAAUUUUGUGCUUAAUUAUUUUAUAAGUUAAUAGCAUUAGCAUUAAUAAACUUUAUUAUUUUUAAUAAAAUUUAUAAAUAAUUAAAAUGCGCGAAUGCAUAUCUGUUCAUGUCGGGCAAGCUGGAGUCCAAAUUGGAAAUGCUUGUUGGGAACUCUAUUGUUUGGAACAUGGAAUACAACCGGAUGGACAAAUGCCAUCUGAUAAGACAUUUGGCGCUGAUGAUAGUUUUAGUACUUUUUUCAACGAAACUAGUUCUGGCAAACAUGUACCCAGAGCAGUAUUUGUCGAUUUGGAACCUACAGUAGUUGACGAAGUUCGAACUGGAAUAUAUAAGCAUCUUUUCCAUCCAGAACAAUUGAUCACUGGUAAAGAAGAUGCAGCAAAUAAUUAUGCUCGUGGUCAUUAUACAAUUGGCAAAGAAAUUGUCGAUUUAGUCAUUGAUCGAGUACGUAAACUAGCAGAUCAAUGUACCGGAUUACAGGGAUUUCUUAUUUUUCAUUCAUUCGGUGGUGGUACUGGAUCGGGUUUCGCUUCUUUAUUAAUGGAGCGUCUUUCUGUUGAAUAUGGAAAAAAAUCUAAAUUAGAAUUUGCGAUAUACCCGGCUCCACGAGUCUCUACAGCAGUUGUUGAACCAUACAAUUCCAUUCUUACUACUCAUACGACUCUCGAGCAUUCAGAUUGCGCUUUUAUGGUCGAUAAUGAAGCAAUCUACGAUAUUUGCCGACGCAAUUUGGAUAUUGAAAGACCAACUUAUACUAAUCUUAAUAGACUGAUCGGACAGAUUGUUUCUUCAAUAACAGCGUCAUUGCGAUUUGAUGGUGCUUUAAAUGUAGAUUUAACCGAGUUUCAGACAAACUUAGUUCCUUACCCAAGAAUUCAUUUUCCUUUGGUUACUUACGCUCCUGUAAUAUCCGCUGAAAAAGCAUAUCACGAGCAACUUUCAGUCGCAGAAAUCACUAAUGCAUGUUUCGAACCAGCAAAUCAAAUGGUUAAGUGUGAUCCAAGACAUGGAAAAUAUAUGGCUUGCUGUAUGCUGUAUAGAGGAGAUGUCGUUCCAAAGGAUGUGAAUGCAGCGAUCGCCACUAUUAAAACAAAACGAACAAUACAAUUUGUUGAUUGGUGCCCAACUGGAUUCAAAGUUGGUAUAAAUUAUCAACCACCAACGGUUGUGCCGGGUGGAGAUUUAGCUAAAGUACAACGAGCUGUUUGCAUGUUGUCUAAUACAACAGCUAUUGCUGAAGCUUGGGCUCGACUUGAUCAUAAAUUCGAUCUUAUGUAUGCUAAAAGAGCUUUUGUUCAUUGGUAUGUUGGCGAAGGUAUGGAAGAGGGUGAAUUUUCUGAAGCUCGUGAAGAUCUUGCAGCUCUUGAAAAGGACUAUGAAGAGGUUGGCUUAGAUUCGACCGAUGUAGAGACAGAUGCUAUUGACGAAUACUAAAUUGAAUCUACUCAUUUUCCAUAUAUUAUUUAAUUUAAUUAAUUUUCUAUCAUUUUUCUCUAAUAUCCAAUUUAGAGUUUUGUUUAGAGUCUUUUCUUCUCCUCUAUUUUAUCUCAAGUGAUAAAUACUUUUAUUACAAUACUUAUAAUUGAACUUAAUAUUAAAACAUAUCAAAAUGGAUAUAGUAUACUACAUAAUGAUGAUAUGUUAUAAGAAUAAUAUUAAAAAAGAUUAUGUAAUAAACAGAAUUUGAAUUAGGAAGAGAUAUGAGAAAGGAUAUGGAUAUAACAGGAAUAGAAAAAUCAAAUAUCCAUACAAUCAAAAUAUUGUAUAAUAAGACAAGGAAUUCUUUUCACAUCUUUUCUCGUCAAUUAGAGACGUAUUUCUUUUGUCUUGUUUUAUUGCAUUACACAAACGGGGCUGGGGAGGCAAAAUUAAAUAGCGGAUUAAAUAGUUCAGCGCGACGCUUUAACAAAUUAAAAACGUAAAAACAUUAACAGUACAAUAUAGUUUCUUAUUGUAGACGUAAUGCGAUGGCAGUCUUGAGUCCUGGAAAGAUGCUGUGAUUGUUGCAUGAUUAUUUCAAUUUUCAAAUUUCUAUAUUCUAUUUCCUAUUAUCUAUUUUCAUUCGUUUCCGGUAUAUGCAUUUUUGACUCGCUUUGCGAUCUUCGACUCUUCUCUGUCUCGCGGAUUAAUUCUUCAUUCAAUAAUUGUUCUUUUAUUUGCGAUAAGCUUUUGCUCCUGGCAGUGUCUGGAAAUAGAAAGCGGAAACAAAAAUCUUUCAUAAAGUACAACUAUUUCUACUCAUGAUGCAAUAAAACACAAGAGACAUAUGACUUUCGGAAACGAACAAACAAAAAAAAAACUACAUAAGUAUUCUAAACAAUAAUAUGUGAUUGUAUAAAUAUUAUUAUAGCAAUCAUUGCGACUAUAAGAUAUGAUAUCUAUUAUUGCAACUAUGCGAAUUACAAUAGCGCCAACAGCUCUUCUACUCUAAUAAAAAAAAAAAAAAAAAAAAAAAAAAAAAAAAAAAAAAAGAAAAAAAAAAUUCUUUUGAGAUAAAAAUUUCCUACCUUUUAUCUUUGUAUUUCUUCUUAGUAUUUCCGAUAAAUACUGAAAUUAUCGAUAUAUAUCGCGUAGUUAUUAUAUACUCAGAUAAAUAUCAAGAAAUCUUAACACUUACAGUUUUUAAAUUUCUAAAUUUUUCUCGUGUGAAUUAUUACUUAUCAAUUUUGCUUAUGUAAUCAAUGCAUAUCGAUAAAUAAUUAUGAUCAAUAAUUGGAGGAAAAGAAAAAAAAAAAAUAAAAAAAAUUGAUAUGUAAUCGAGAAUUAUAUAAAAAUUGGAUAUUAGAGAAAUAUCAAUCCCAUUAUUGUGUUUAACAUAUAUACGUACCAAAGUUAGGACUACCUACGCCUCGACUGGCUUCUUCUUUUCUUUCUUCUUCUUUAGGAAAGAGGGUGUUCUAAGGCCUUUCUUCUUCUUUUUUUCCUUUUUCGGAGACUCCUCGCUAACGCUCACAUCCUGCGACACGGAACCCUUAACACGGAAGGUCCCAACCGUAACCAUAAACCUUUCUGCAUGCACAUGCAAGUAGCCAAUUCUCUUCCUCCUUCUUUCUCCCUAUAAGCGCGCACGCGCGCGCGCAUGUUCUUUUCUCCUAAGAUCUUUUACUUGAAUAUAACAUGUCAUUCUGUCAAUGGAUUUAUAUGCAUAUACAUACAUACAUAUACGUAUAAACAAACGCGCACGCGUGUCUCAUUUUUUUUUCCUUCGCCCUUUAGCGUUUUGCAUGAUCUUUAUUAUGUCCAUAAUAAUCGGUCAUCCUUAGAUUCAUGCAAGCGAACACUAUAGGCGCACUACCUUAAUUCAUAGCAUGAUGUAUCACAGUUAAUGAAAAAAGCAGCAUUUGUGCAUGAUUCUUACGAUUCAUUUGACAGCCGAGGAUGAGAUUGUGAAAUGAUGAUUUAUAAACGAAAUUUAAGAUUGUUCUGAGACGAAAAAUUCCCAACUAACAUUUCUUACAUAUAAAAAAAAAAGAGAUCCGAAUUAAAUUCGUUAGAAAUAUUUAGUAAAGAAUAAGGAUGUGUAACUUGAACAUUUUUAUGAAAUAUUGUUUUAUAUAUAUACAGAAUGAAUCAAUAAUUGAACAUGAAUAAAAUAUAAGUGAAAAAUAAUUGUUAUUAUUAUAAAAAAAAUUAAAUUUAAAAAUAUUAUCUUGAAGAAAGGAAAAAAAUACGCGAUUGUUAAAAAGAAAAUAAAUACAAUUAUUUAUACUAUUUUAUAUCAUAUAAUUUUACAUUGAAGAGAAAAUUGAAGUUCCAAAAUUAUCGUAGAAUUUAAUUUAAUUUUUUCUUGUUGUUUUUUAAUGUUAUUAAUCGCAUAAAAGUUGUAGCAUAUAUAAUAAUAUAACUCAUUCUGUAUAUAUAUAUGUAUAUAUAUAUAUAUACACAUAUAUAUGAAUUUUGUUAUAACAUAUAGAUUUAAAUCCUCGAGCUUUAUUAUAAGUUUUCUUAAUCAGUUAUAUAAGAAAAAUAAAAUUAAAUAAGAUAUGUAUACUGUAUUUGUUGUAUAUUUCUAAUAAAACUCGAGGACAAUAUAGUAUUUAAUAAGAAUAAUAUGAAAAAACAAACCUCUUUACUACUUUGAGAAAAUGUACUGUGAUGAGCAUCAGAGUGAUCGCCGUUUACGGUAUUUUCUCCUGUAACAUAAAAUGCAAAACAUUAUAAUAUCUUUAAAAAAUUUAUCUAUAGAUAUAAAAAAAAGAAAAAAAAAUAAACAAGAAAUCAAUAUCAAUAGUCAAAUAUACGCUUACCUCAAAAAUGAAAAGCAGUAUGUGAUUCUUGUUCAUUCUUCGAAUGUUUCAAGUAAAAGGUCACAUUACAAAAUCAAUUGAGACAAACAUUAAAAUAUAUAUUACAAAGGAUAUUAAAAUAGUUUGUUUGGGAUUCUCGUAUUUUGUUAUUUUUUUGAAAUUGAUUUAUUUACGAAACAUGUAUUCAAUACAAAUAAAAAGUAAAAAAAAUAAAGAAAGGACUCACAAAAGGAAAUAUGCAAAAACAGCUAUUUAAGAGCGUGAGUAAUGCGUACAAUACAACUGUAAACAAUAGGAAAUAAAUUAAACGAAAACUUUAUGAAGAUAAUAGAAAAGAAGAAAAUAUAAAUUAAUGUACUAUUUUAUCGUUUCAAUUGUCUCUUUUUUCUACUUAAACAUAUCUUAUUCAAUAUAUAUUUCUCAUUGGAAAUUCAUGUAAAUUAAAAUUAAAAUAAAUAAAAAAAAAUUUUAAUAAUAAACGAAAAAAAAAUUUCCUAUAGUUUGUAAUAACAUGCAAGAAAGAAAUGAUGGUUAUUUUGUUAUUGUUUCAUCACAAGAAGGAAUAAAUGUAAAAGAAGGAAUAAAUGUAAUAUACUUCAGCAAACUUCACUAAAAUAAAUAUUAUAUCUUUGAA